UCGCAUCCUAGGUGCCGUCCUAUGGUCGCCAGGUCUCUACAGUGUUGAGCCCCCUCCCUCUCCUGGCCCCUGCCUGCAGUUUCCCAGGCUGCAGCACCCAGACUCCGUGAAAAGUGCAGGCCCCCUCCCCGUGCACAAUGACUGUUGCCACGGGCGACCCCUCGGACGAGGCGGCAGCGCACCCCGGGCACCCGCAGGACUACGACCCGGAGGCUGACCACGAGUGCUGCGAGAGGGUGGUCAUCAACAUCUCAGGGCUGCGCUUUGAGACACAACUUAAAACCCUGUCCCAGUUCCCAGAGACUCUGCUGGGGGACCCCAAGAAGCGGAUGCGUUACUUCGAUCCGCUGAGGAACGAGUACUUCUUUGACAGGAACAGACCCAGCUUCGACGCCAUAUUGUAUUACUACCAAUCAGGGGGCCGACUAAGAAGGCCAGUCAACGUCACGCUUGACAUAUUCUCAGAGGAGAUUCGCUUUUACGAGCUGGGUGAGGAGGCCAUUGAGAUGUUCAGAGAAGACGAGGGUUUCAUCAAGGAGGAAGAGCGACCUCUUCCCGAUAACGAGUUUCAGAGACAGGUGUGGCUGCUGUUCGAGUACCCAGAGAGCUCAGGUCCUGCUAGGAUUAUUGCCAUAAUCUCCGUCAUGGUUAUCCUGAUAUCCAUAGUCAGCUUCUGCCUGGAGACGCUGCCCAUUUUCCGCAACGACGAGGACGACAUGCACAAGUCUCACGCUAAGGUCUUUUCCCCGGAGACAAACACCACCGUCAUCAGGUACACGUCCACCUACUUCACCGACCCCUUCUUCGUCUUGGAAACUCUCUGCAUCAUAUGGUUCUCCUUCGAGUUUCUGGUGCGCUUCUUCGCCUGCCCCAGCAAAGCGGGCUUCUUUGGCAACAUAAUGAACAUCAUCGACAUCGUCGCCAUCAUCCCGUACUUCAUCACGCUGGGCACGGAGCUGGCGGACAGGCCGGAGGAUGGGCAAGCGGGUCAGCAGGCCAUGUCCUUAGCCAUUCUCAGGGUCAUUCGCUUAGUACGAGUUUUCAGAAUUUUCAAGCUCUCUCGUCACUCCAAGGGCCUUCAGAUUUUGGGUCAGACCCUGAAAGCCAGCAUGAGGGAACUUGGCCUCCUCAUUUUCUUUUUAUUCAUAGGGGUCAUCCUCUUCUCCAGCGCUGUGUACUUUGCUGAAGCGGAUGAGCCCGAAUCGCAGUUUGAAAGUAUCCCAGAUGCGUUCUGGUGGGCGGUGGUGUCCAUGACAACUGUCGGCUACGGCGAUAUGGUCCCGACUACCAUCGGUGGCAAAAUUGUGGGCUCCCUGUGUGCCAUCGCCGGCGUGCUGACCAUCGCCUUGCCUGUGCCUGUCAUUGUGUCCAACUUCAACUACUUCUACCACCGUGAGACCGAGGGCGAGGAGCAGGCGCAGUACCUGCAGGUCAACGUGCCCAAAGCCGACUCGGCCGAGGAGCUGAAGAAGAGUCGGAGCGGCUCCACCAUCAGUAAAUCAGACUACAUGGAGAUUCAAGAGGCUGUGAACAACAGCAACGAGGACUUCCAGGAGGAGAACCUCAAGACUGCCAACUGCACGCUGGCCAACACGAACUAUGUCAACAUCACCAAAAUGCUCACGGAUGUUUAGUCGUCUGCUGUUUUUCUCGCCGUCGAGGCGCGGGAACGUACGGCUGCUCACGGCGCGUGCUGGGAAACCUACGGCAAUAGAACGACGAUAGGCGGUGGAACAAGCUAUCGCCACGCCACUCCGCUCCCCUCUCCCAUCACGCCGUCGCCGUCCUCACCACUUGCCCUCAAACUCUUGUCGCUGUAGCUGUCAGAGUGAAAUUUCAAAUUUUGCAUUUCUGCAUGGAGUUGGCUUUGUGUGUGUGGCAGUCUAAGAAAAUAAUGCCUAAAGAUUUCCAGCUCACAACGGCACCCAACAGUAGUGAACAAAAAGAAAAGGGAAAAAAAACGCUGCAAGAUAAUAAUUAUGGCUUUAAAAAGGCAGAACCACACGGGCCCAGCUUUAGACCCCUCUUCUUCCCCGACACACUGCUCUGCCACACGCUUUCCCACAAGCCCUACUCAGCUACAUAUGCUGCUUCCUGGAGCCAAUGAAAACUGUCUUAUGCUACGACAUUUAGAGAUCGGAGGACGUGUGGGCGUGAAGCAAGCGCCCCCGCGGCCCAUGCGCCCCCGCGGCCCAUGCGGCCCAUGCGGCCCCCGCGGCCCAUGCGGCCCAUGCGGCCCGCGGGCGACUUGUGACGAGGUUGGUGGUUCUGUACACCGCGUAACUUCAAGGUUGAAUGACAGCCAUCGGCGCUAAGCUCGUGGUUCGACGCCUUUUCCUCCCAGUAAACAUCAGUAUCUGAUGAGUGACUGAGAAUGGCCUUGACUUUUCACUGCUUUGGUCUUACAUGUAUGUAUUGCAAUGCAAGCUUGCCCCCGUCCAUUCACCCAAGCUGGUCUUACUGCAGAGCUUUGAGGACAACUUGAAUGUUUUUUCUUUCUCGCAGGUUCACACUUUGUAUGGUACUUACUCAUGUAGAUAGGUAGGUCAGCUGGGUGUAGUCGUUAGCCAGUGGGUAGGUGCUGUUAGUAGUAGCUGUAGCCAGUAGAAUACUGCACGACCUUUUUAUCUGAAUGAGAAUUUCCACGUUUCUCAACUGCCACUUGCUUCGUCACAUCACUGUAAAGUCGUCUGUACACUGCCUUCUACUCGAUACAGAUCCAACUUCUCGACAGGAAGCCCGCGGGUAGAUGAUACACAAACCUAAGGCUGUGUGCUAGAGGAUUUCUUAAGGAAUAAUCAUAAGGUCCAAUCCUACACAUGAAGGAUAUUAACAUUCCACGUAGGACUCAUUGCCGCCUAACUUCUGCCAUGUCGCUGUGAAGUGCAGCUGCGUUAUUUCAGGUGUAAAGUCACACUCUUGCAGACUUGCAGCAGAGUCGUUUUCACAGGUGUUUCACACAGUCACGUCAUCAUAAUCUAAAUAGGACUGGUGUAUAGCAUAAAGCUUCCCCUGAACUGCCGUUUAUUUGGGUUUACGCUCUUCUUCUAUUGUUGCAUGAGCUCAAAACAUUCCUAGAAGCAUGCGUUUAAAGUCAAAGAAGCAGCCACAGAGACAAAGAAGUCUAAUUACUACAGUGGACAUUUAUAUAUAUAUAUAUAUAUAUAUGAAACUAUAUGUAUACAGACAGAACACAUAUACAGUAUACAUCUACUUUAAAGUAAAGAAAAAAACAAAACGUAACUAUCAACGGUAGAAGGUGGACGGUUUCCACAAUGUGCAGAUCAUUGCUUGGAUUUUAGUUUUGUGAUAACGGUUCUGAGCACUGUUUUUAUGUUCACGGUGCCAAAGAGAAUCUCUUACCAGCCACUUCUUUACUGGUAUGUUUUGCAGCAAACCCGACACACAUCGUAGAUUCAAACACCACACACUUGCUUCCGUUAGUGAAAAGCUGCCGCCUGUGAAGCGUCCAAAGGCAGCGCUGAUUUAAACCUAUCAUCUAUGGGAAAAUGUCUUAUUGGCGUCUCACCGGUCAAACUAUCGACGACUGUCCUCACAAUCUGCCUUUUUUAAAGUUGGCAUCAAAGGUGAAUUGAGAUUGCUUCCCACCGCUCGCUGAGCAAGGUAACAGUCAAAGGCAGCGACGCCAGGAAUAAGAAGUGAUCAUUAGCAGCCGUGUAGCAGAUAUUGGCAAACACAAGGGUCCUCUGACUCCAGUCCUGAGUCUCUUACAGAUGUCUUAGGUAAUUAGGAUGUUGAUGGAUGGAGGCGGGUUGUAGCUAGAGCUGUUUAUGCGAGUGCUGUGGUGCCAGGAUGUACAGUAUGACCUUCAUCCUGCUCAUUGCAGCCUCUAACCCGCAGUAGCAUUGUUUCCUUACGCCGACAUGCGCUCAGGAUGUCUCGUCCCACUGUGCUACACGACGCUUCCGACGUCUUCUCUCUGAUUCCAUGUUUGCUUUCGCGUAUCUCCAAUUUUUAAUAAACGAACCGAAGCGGUUACAUAUAAGUAGCAUAAAGGCGGAGUGAAACGCUAAACUGCAUAAAAACAGCAGUGGGACCAGUUGAGCAAUAUUCCUACAGUCCGUCGGAGGCAGCGGGUUUGCUUUUAACGUCCGAUACUGUAACCUUCAUGGACGUCCACAGUCCAACCAGGAUCUUAUUGAUCUUCAGUUGAGUAUUGAUUCAUGUAGGAGGUGUGUGAGUGGAAGAGAAAACUAAACAAAGCACAGAAUGUCGGCGUCUUAACCUGGUUGAACAGCUGAGUUUAUGCAACACCUAUUUGCGUACGUGGAAGAAAAAAAGCGCAUUCUGACCAAAAAUAGAUGUCUAUGCAUGCAAAUGCAUUGUAUCGUAACGAUGAUAAAUGUUACAGAUGCACAUCAACAUUUAUUUUAAGUUCACUGUAGCAGCUCAUAUACUGUGUAACUGAAAGCACAACAACCAGUAGAAUCAUUCUCGCCCACCUGCAGAUUUAAUCUGUUCAGUGUUUCAUUCUGUGAAAGUCACUUAAAAUGAUCUUGUAUUUGCUUUACAGAGAGCGACUUGCACUCUCUAAAUGUCACCUCUCACCUGCUGAGGGGACCCACCAGCAAAUCCGCUCCACGAGAAGGUGCCCAGCAAUGAGUACACUGGGAAAUCUAUGCAGAGGAUGAGGAUGAGCUGCUCCUUUUUGUAGUAAAGAAGGUUUAGGGUUGUUGGGUUUUAACCGGCACCAGUUAUCUUUAAACCCUGAGAGGGGGUGAAGCCUUUCAAACGAACCUUUGAGCGCAGGAUCGCAGUGUUUGGCUUUUCUUCAGUGUGAAUAUAGGCUCUGAGCGCGGGGUUUGUUUGAAACGCAGCAUCAGCUCUUUGAGGUACGGCUCCCACAUUCAAAAGAAACUCAUGCAUACAGGGAACGAGCUGAUCAAUAUGCAAUCUGUAUGCAUGCGUGUGUCUGAGACUGAGCCUUUGGGUUUUUUUCUUUUGGUUUUACCCCAGAGCCUGAUAGUGUGGCAUCCACUCCACGUGUACAGUUGUUCACCUCACUCCCCCUUCUCAUCAUGGAGGCCUGAAAACAUCCAUAAGUGUUGGUACAGUGGAUAAUGGAUUUUCUUUCUAUGAAAUGAAAUAAGAGAAUAAUGUAAAUAACUAAUGGAUGAUGAAUCCAUGUACUAUAUACUGUAUGUGAGGUCUGGAUUUAAAACGUAGUAUUAUCUGCACUUUAAAAGACAAAAAGGACAAUCUAUGGAAAUUAAAAAUGCAUAUAAGGUAAAUGAUCGUAACCCUGAAAAAAUAUUCAACAAUGAAGCCAAUAAUAAUCAACUAAA
Betta splendens (Siamese fighting fish) is the source of this 5306-nucleotide messenger RNA. RefSeq names its product potassium voltage-gated channel subfamily A member 2. The record is from RefSeq and is a predicted model, not a curated record. Gene Ontology annotation, biological process: potassium ion transmembrane transport; protein homooligomerization. NCBI's taxonomy places the organism in Eukaryota, Metazoa, Chordata, Actinopteri, Anabantiformes, Osphronemidae. Gene Ontology annotation, molecular function: delayed rectifier potassium channel activity; protein binding. Bases 138 to 1634 code for a protein of 498 amino acids. Gene Ontology annotation, cellular component: membrane; axon terminus; voltage-gated potassium channel complex. The transcript has a single exon.